AACACAGAAAUGAAUAGUAUAUUCACAAAAUUAAUCUUGUCAUCUGUAUUAACGUAGAUGCUGGUCAAGUUUCACUAAUAAGGGAUACCAAUUUUUAAAAAAAAAUAGAUAUGUUUUUGUCAAGAUAUGUUUUAAUGUCUUGCUUUGAUUUGCUAUGUAGUAUAUAUUUUACUGCUGGAUUUAAUAUAGAUACGAAAAAUACAGUAUCAUUACGCGGAUAUUCGGACCCUGGCAAUUAUUUCGGAUACUCCGUUGGGAUAGCAGUGAGAAAACAUACAGAGGAUAAUUGGAUAGUGGUCGGUGCACCGCGAAGUAAUGACCCAGAGCUGCCAGAUGUACAGAGACCCGGUGCUGUGUUUGCCUGCAACAUUACUUCUAAAGGGAAUUCUAACUGCACAAAACUGGAUAUUGACAAAACCGAGGGACUUGACAAUGUGCAGUUAAAUGGAAAACAAAUAAUAUUCAAACACGGUAGAAAUAAUUCUUGGCUAGGGGGAUCUAUAGACGUUGUGACUUCCGGUUCAUCAGAAAAAAUUGCAAUUUGUGCACAUAGGUGGUGCAACACAUACUUUUAUGGUCAUUCAUACAUGACUGGUCUAUGUUAUGAAAUGCCUUUAGAUUUGAACAUGACAAAUGUUAAAAAGAUACCUGCCUUGGUUGACGGAAGUCAAUAUAUGAAACGUUUACAAGAUGGUGAUAAUUUUGUACAAAAAAUAAAUUACGGUUUUGGUGGACUUGGCAUUUCGAUUCAUUACACAAAGAAUGGCAAUCACUUACUUUUGGGAGCUGCGGGUCUGCUUGACUGGACUGGUGGUUUUGUUGAUGUGGACAGAGAUAACGUAAAAGUCAUGCAGAAUGAUGUGAAUUCUUUUGAUAGAUAUCUAGGUUAUUCCUCUACAAGUGGUGUGUAUUUUGCUGAUUAUCGGACAUAUUUUGCAUUUGGAGCGCCGAGAGAACAAAUGAUAGGCCAGGUUCUAUUCUUCAAAGCUGGAGAGAGUCAGUAUAAAUUUCAAGAUGCUCCUAUGGUCUUAAAAGGUAUCGAGAACGGCAAGAGUUUACCAAUGAACUCCUAUUAUGGAGCAACAUUAUGCACGAUGGACAUUAACAAUGACAAGAGUGAUGACCUGUUUGUAGGAGCUCCGGUGUACAGUCCUUUAAUAGAUAACCAUUUUACACAGGAACUGGAAAUAGGAAUGGUGUUUGUGUACCUUGGCUCAAGAUUGGCAAUGGAAUUUAAAUCACAACCAGAAACACUGAAAGGAACUUUUCCAAAGGGAAGAUUCGGUAGUGCGAUUGCUAGCUUAGGGGACAUAAACUCCGAUAGCUUUGAUGAUGUUGCAAUAGGUGCACCUUAUGAGGACAACUUCAAAGGGGCAGUGUAUAUCUACAAUGGAUAUACAGGCGGAGUCUGGCCGAAGUAUUCACAGCGGAUCUAUUCUGCAGACAUUGAUACUGGUUUACGAGGAUUUGGCAUAUCAAUUGCUUCUGGAAAAGAUAUCAACUUAGAUAAUAUAAAUGAUAUGGUAGUUGGCUCUUAUCUGUCGGACAAAGCAGUGGUCAUGUUCGGACAACAGGUGAUAAUGUUAGAAGCAGACCUAAAAGUAUUGAAUAUGACAGGAGACCCGACUUUUUUAAUUGACAUGGACGGAGAUAAAAAUGAGACAGUAAAUGUCUGUUUCCGUUUUUAUGAUCAUCGAUGUGAUUAUGUACGAUUUAACCUCAGCAUUACCCUUGAUGCAGAGAAAGCUGAUCUGAGGAGAAUCAGAUUUGUCAAGAAUAACGAAUCUUCGAUAAAAAGUGUAUUGCAAGUUGCUAGAAAUAACCUGAUGUGUGCAAGAGAACAAUUAACAACGAAGUCUACGAAUGACAUUGUUAGCGAUAUAGUGAUUCAGGCGGACUACGACAUUGCUGAGAUGAACUGCCCAGAUAUAACUGAUAGCGUAACCAUCAGACUCUUCCAUGGUUUAUACCCUGAUGAUCCAGUUCUUCAACUGAGAAAAAAGUUUCAGUUUCGGAAAAACUGCAAACGAGUUGUGUGCGAAACGGACUUAACCCUUUCAGCUGUGACUGAAUACGCUAAUAUUAGUGGACACCUCUUAUCAAGGAAAUCAGAACUUGCUGUUGAUAUAGCAAUAAGAAAAGUUGGUGAUACGGCAUAUGCAACAGUUUUUGAUAUGGUCUAUCCUAAAUAUCUUAACUAUAUACAUAUGGAAUAUUUACUCGGGGACUUGCAGAUAUCAUGCUAUUUAGCGGAUCCUUUAUAUAAUAACUCAAGACUAAUUUACAGUGAAGACCAAUCGGCAUUAAUCUGCUCUCUUGGGAACCUUAUUUCCAAUGUAACCAGUGUUCACUUCAGGCUUGUUUUAGAACCUAUGACAUCUGGUGUUGAUAUAGAUUCAGUAACUGAUCUUCAAAUGCUUGUUACGACGAUAAGCACAGACAUAAACCCGACGGACAACAAUGAAACCUUGUCAAUCAACCUGCAACGUAAUCCAGUAGCCAACUUCAAUGGGAUAGCAAUCCCCCAGGUAGUAACGUUAGUGGGAUACCAACAGAGAUAUAGAAUGAAGAAUAUAUACAAAGUGUAUAACACAGAAAGAAAACAUAUUUCAGCUACGGUGAAUAUUUCAUAUCCACAAAUACAGCGAGCGGAUAAAGCUCUUCUGUUUCUAAAUCAGACAAAGAUACACUGUGUCCAGACUUGUGAGGCAGAGUGUCAGUUGGCGCAGCAGUACGCGACACCAAUUGUUUACUCGUACUUUAAUGGCCAACAUGUGUCAAGUACUGAAAAACCAGUGACGUCACUAACAGAUAUUCAAAAUGCUGACUGUUUAAAACAAAUAUGUUCCAUAUUUACGUGUACCUUGAGAAAUUUACAGCCAAAAAGUACUGCAUACAUCUACACGGAAUUUGUAAUAGACACUGAAAUCGAGACCAUCAUUAAGGAAGGUGAAUCAGUUGAACUGAUAUCUACUGGUAGUGUAGAGAUAGGUCAAGGCAAUAUUCAAAAUAUGCAGGUCAGUACAACUUUAAGAAAGAGAAUGAUAAAACCCUUGGUGAAAGAAUUGCCAUGGUGGGUAAUCCCCCUAAGCGUUCUGUGUGGUAAUCUUCUAUUGUCGUUGAUAAUCGUUCUACUGUGGAAGGUAGGCUUCUUUGAGCGAAAGUUGCGGGAUGAGUUAAUAAGAAGAAAGGCACAAAUAUCAAAUUCAGGAAAGGUGACUGGAAAAGUGUCGACUUCAUAUACGGGGCAAGUAUCUGGCAAGCGUGUUACUGAUGAUUCGGGACAAGUGUCUGGGAGAAAGCCGACACGUGUCAGGAAGCUGUCCUACAAUUGA
Messenger RNA from Mercenaria mercenaria, 3335 nucleotides. Its product is annotated as integrin alpha-9-like. Gene Ontology annotation, cellular component: integrin complex; external side of plasma membrane. The coding region runs from base 111 to 3335 and encodes 1074 amino acids. Gene Ontology annotation, molecular function: integrin binding. The transcript has 20 exons. The record is from RefSeq and is a predicted model, not a curated record. Gene Ontology annotation, biological process: integrin-mediated signaling pathway; cell-cell adhesion; cell adhesion mediated by integrin. Lineage: Eukaryota; Metazoa; Mollusca; Bivalvia; Venerida; Veneridae.